Meloidogyne enterolobii is the source of this 1442-nucleotide messenger RNA. NCBI's taxonomy places the organism in Eukaryota, Metazoa, Nematoda, Chromadorea, Rhabditida, Meloidogynidae. The record is from the annotation of a GenBank genome assembly.
AUGUUCGUUUUAAAUUCUGAUUUUUACAUUUUAGUUCUGAUAGAGUUUAUUCUGGAAAUGUUUAUUUUAAAUUCUGAUUUAAUUUUCUGGUUUCUUAUGUUCGUUUUAAAUUCUGCUUUUUAUUUUUUCCUUCCUAAGAAUGUUUUCCGGAAAUGUUCGUUUUAAAUUCUGAUUUUUUUGUUGUUGUGUUUUCUGGAAUUGUUAGGUGGAAAGACUCUGACGAUACAAUUAAAAAAGAAGAAAAAAUUGCUUCAACAUUUUCUUCUUCAAUUUUUGCAAAUAAAAUACCAGAGCAUUUAAACAAUUCAUUCAAACAAAUUUAUUCUUCUACUUCAAAUAAUUCUGUACCCAUUAAUAAUCAUAUUAUUCAACCUUCAACAAGUACAAAUGUUGCUAGUUGUUCAACUGAAGCAAUGGAAAAUUUGGCUGAUUUGGCAUUGGCACAAUUGGCGGAAUUCCCAUUAAUUCCGUCUUCGUCUACCUCAGUUUCAUCAUCUAUUUUAAUGCCUCCACCUCCACUACCUCCCCCACCACCAAUUAAUAUUACUUCAAUAAAUACUUCAACAAUUUCUACCCAAAUUUAUGGUAUUAGUAAUAACUUAAAAUCAACAAUAACAACAAAAAAUGAAUUGUUUCAACAACCAAAUAAUAAUAAUAAAUUUAAUAGUCAACAUAAAAAAGAUGUUAAAAAUGAUUCUGAUAGUAUAGAUGAGAAAAUUGUAAAAAUUUUAAAAGAACAACUUGGUGCUGAAGGUACUUCAUUUGUUGUUAAUGCUUGUGCUCGUGUAAGACCUUUUGUAUUUGAACGGGAUAUACAAAAGCAGAAACAACAACAAUAUGGAAAAGCUGAAAAUAAAAGCAACUUUCAUUAUUCAAAUCUUCUACUUUCUCGUAACUGUAAUAAUAAAUCUAUUAUUGAUAAAACAACAACAAAUAAUAGUUUAACAACAAAGUAUAUUUCACCAUCCUCUUCAAAUUGUGUUGAUGUUAUUGUUGAUGUUGUUGAUGAUAGUCAUUUAUACAAUGAAACAAAAAAUAAGGAUAAUUUGGAUGAUUAUAUACAAAUUGAAAAUGAUGAUAAUUUUAUAAAAAAUAAUUGUAAACAAGGGAAAGAACUAAAUGGAUUUGUUGCUGCUGAUGGUGGUAGUGGUAGUGGGGAAAAAGAAAUGAAAAUGGAUGUUUCAAGUGUGGUACAACCAUUACCUCCUACUACUACAACAACAACAUCAGCGCCAACUUUGUUUUCGACAAAAAUCAUUCAAAAUAUUCCAGUAUUAAUAGAAGAGGAAGCAUCUGGUCUAGAUUUUUUGGCGUCAACAGCAAGUUUAUUGCAACCAAUUGAAAUGAACAAGUCAAAUAGUGAAAAUAAUAAAGGCAAUUUAUUUAAUGAACAAAAUAUGAGUAAUAAUAAUAAACAGCGGCAUUCAACUUUUACAAAAUGA